Molecule: messenger RNA, 3355 nt
Organism: Prinia subflava (tawny-flanked prinia)
Lineage: Eukaryota; Metazoa; Chordata; Aves; Passeriformes; Cisticolidae
Gene: MUC5AC
Product: mucin 5AC, oligomeric mucus/gel-forming
Exons: 25
Coding region: 1-3318 (1105 amino acids)
Cellular component (GO): extracellular matrix
Molecular function (GO): protein binding
Source: RefSeq, a predicted model, not a curated record
AUGAACACUUUAGACAAUCAGUAUUUCUACUGUGAGAUACGAGGUCAGAUUGGAAUCCAAAUAGGAAGUCAGUUUUCUGGGGGUCUUCUACGGAAACAAAAUGCUUCUAUCAGAAUUGCAGCUAACUUGAACUUCAUCCCAUCACUGCUGACAAAUGUAGCAAUAACACCUGCUAAUCCCGCUCACAAUGGCCGUGUGUGCAGCACGUGGGGCAGCUUCCACUUCAAGACCUUCGACGGAGACAUAUUCACCUUCCCCGGGCUCUGUAAUUAUGUUUUUGCCUCCCACUGCAACGCCCCCUAUGAGGACUUCAACAUCCAGAUUAGGCGUGAGGUGGUGGCCGACGCCCCGACCAUCAAGCGCAUCACCAUGAAGCUGGAAGGCGUCGUUGCAGAGCUGACAAAGGGCGCUGUCAUGGUCGACGGCAACAGAGUUCAGCUGCCAUACAGUCAAUCUGGUAUUACGAUAGAGAAGAGCAGCAUUUAUGUGAAAGUUGGCAGCAAAAUCGGAGUUGUAUUAUUGUGGAAUGAAAAGGACAGCAUUCUGCUGGAAUUGAGUGAGAAGUAUGCCAAUCAGACUUGUGGACUUUGUGGUGACUUCAAUGGCUUUCCCAUAUACAAUGAGUUCGUUUCAAACAAUGUUAAGAUGACAGCCUUGCAGUUUGGGAACAUGCAGAAAAUGGAUGGGCCAACAGAACACUGUGAAGACUCCACUUCUAUCCCGACAUAUAACUGCCCUGAUAAUCUUGAUGACAUAUGCGAGAAAACAUUGACCAGCUCUGCAUUUGCAGAGUGUAAUGACCUAGUUGAUGUUAAAGAUUACAUUAAGGCUUGCCAAGAUGACUUGUGCCGUUCUGCAGACUCCAAAAACAGCUCAUGCAUCUGUGACACCAUUGCUGAGUACUCCCGGCAGUGUGCUCAUGCUGGUGGGCAGCCCCUGGACUGGAGAACUUCAAAACUGUGCCCCAAGAAGUGUCCUUACAACAUGCAGUACCAGGAGUGCAACUCCCCCUGUGCUGAUACAUGCACGAAUCCUGAACGGUCUCUGUUUUGUGAAGAACACUGUAUUGAUGGCUGUUUCUGCCCCCCAGGGACUGUAUUCGAUGACAUCAACAAUUCUGGCUGCAUUCCCCAGCAGGAGUGCUCCUGUAUUUACAAUGGCAAAACCUAUGCUACAGGAUCUUCUUUUUCAGAGCCAUGCCAGACCUGUACCUGUAAUGGAGGCCAGUGGAGCUGCCAAGACAAGUCAUGCCCAGGAACUUGCUCUGUAGUGGGAGGCUCCCACAUUUCCACAUAUGAUAAGAAGCACUAUGAUCACCACGGAGACUGCACCUACGUCCUCUCUAAGGACUGUAAAGAUGAAAAAUUUACCAUCCUGGCAGAACUACGCAAGUGUGGCCUAACCGACACUGAGACCUGCUUAAAGUCAGUGACCCUCAACAUGAACAGAGGACAAACUAUCGUCGAGGUCAAACCUGAUGGUGGUGUAUUUGUGAACUCCAUCUACACCCAGCUGCCCAUGUCAGCAGCUAAUGUCACCAUGUUCAGACCUUCCUCAUUCUUCAUGAUCAUGGACACAAGCUUUGGCAUGCAGGUUGAAAUGCAGUUCACACCCAUGAUGCAAGUGUUUGUUCGUCUGGAUGCUUCUUUCAAAAACCAGACCUGUGGUCUCUGUGGAAAUUUCAAUAACAUCCAAACUGAUGACUUCAAGGUCAUAAGUGGAAUAAUUGAAGGGACAGCAUCAGCAUUUGCUAAUACAUGGAAAACUCAGGCUUCAUGCCCUAAUAUCCAGCAGAGUUUUGAGAAUCCUUGUGCACUCAGCAUUGAAAAUGAAAAAUACGCUCAGCAUUGGUGUGGACUUCUCACUGACAGCACAGGACCAUUUGCUGCUUGUCACUAUGCAGUGAAUCCCGCUGUUUACCACACGAACUGCAUGUUUGACACAUGUAACUGUGAAAAUAGUGAGGACUGUCUGUGUGCAGCCCUGUCUGCCUAUGUGAGAGCUUGUGCUGCAAAAGGGAUCCAGCUGCAGGGGUGGAGGACUGAUGUCUGCUCAAAAUACACCACCUCAUGUCCCAAAUCCCUGAGCUACAGCUAUACCAUCUCCUCCUGUCAACCCACCUGCCGCUCUCUGAGCGAGCCUGAUGUCACAUGCAACAUUAAGUUUGUCCCAGUCGAUGGCUGCACCUGCGUAAAUGGAACCUACAUGGACGACAGUGGCAAAUGUGUGCCUGCUAAUGAAUGCCCCUGCUACUACAGAGGAUCUGCUAUACCAUUUGGAGAAGUGGUCCAUGAAAAUGGGCGUGUAUGCACUUGUGUCCAGGGAAUACUGAAUUGCAUUGGAGCACCAAAUCCAACUCCAGUCUGUGAAGCUCCCAUGGUCUACUUUGACUGUAAAAACAACACAGCAGGAGCAACUGGAACAGAAUGUCAGAAAAGUUGCCAGACUCUGGAUAUGCAGUGUUAUAGCUCACAAUGUACAUCUGGCUGUGUGUGCCCAGAUGGGCUUGUGUUAGAUGGGAAUGGUGGUUGUAUUGCUGAAGAGGAAUGUCCAUGUAUUCACAAUGAAGCCAUGUAUCAGCCUGGGGAAAAGAUCAACUUUGACUGUAACACCUGUGUAUGCAAGAAUAGGAAGUGGGAAUGUACCAAAGAUCAGUGUCUGGGCACUUGUGCUGUUUAUGGAGAUGGUCAUUAUAACACCUUUGAUGACAAAAGGUUCAGCUUCAAUGGAAACUGUGAAUACACAUUAGUCCAGGACCACUGUGGGAAAAGUGGCACAGUCAACGGGACCUUCAGGGUUGUCACUGAAAAUAUUCCCUGCGGCAACACUGGGACAACUUGCUCAAAAUCUAUCAAAGUUUUCUUAGAGAGCUAUGAACUGAUCCUUGGUGAGGAGCGUGUCAGUGUUGUGAAGAGAGGACAGAAUGAUGAGGUGCCAUACACAGUCCGCUACAUGGGGAUGUACCUGGUAGUUGAGACCAAAAGCGGCCUGAUCCUCAUGUGGGACAAGAAAACCAGCAUGUUCAUUAAGCUCAGCCCUGGUUUCAAGGGCCAGGUGUGCGGUCUUUGUGGAAAUUAUGAUGGCAACAGCAUCAAUGACUUUACUACAAGGAGUCAGUCUGUAGUAGAGAAUGUCCUAGAGUUUGGAAACAGCUGGAAAGUAUCCUCUACAUGCCCUGAUGCUUCCAGUGUCAAGGACCCAUGUUCUACCAACCCUUAUCGGAAGUCCUGGUCAGAGAAGCAGUGUAGCAUCAUCAACAGCAAUGUUUUUGCUGCCUGUCACUCUCAGGUAUUACCAGGGCAGAAGUUUACUGUGUGAAAACUAAGUCUGUGGGUUGUUGAAGGUGCUAUUCUCA